AGAAGACCAUCAUCGAUAGUCAUUAACGUUAUUUUAAAUGUAUAGAUCUUGAAAUUCCAAAGAUUGUAGAUUCGACCUCUCUGUUUUAAUUUGGCCAGAUUUCUUUUGUCUCUGUUCGGACUAAUUAGGACACAGAAAAUGUGCUGUUAUCCCUAUAAUCCAAAGAAACGGAUUAAAUCAGUUAACUUUCUUUUCUUUUUUCUAUGGUAACACUUCCCCAGGAAUUUCUUAGAAAUUAGCCUUGUAAUUGGGAGUUUAUGUGUAAAGGCUUGUAUUGGAAGUUUCAUGCCUAUUGCCUGUUACUCUGUGACAUUGUAGCUGGCUCUGAAUUAGCACAUAAUGAAAAUUUUGUUCCAGACUGAUCAUACUUGUGCUGUUGCAUUUACUGCCCUCAUUUGGAAAUGUAGCCUCCAUUUCAUUGCUAUUGCAUAAGUAUGAUGAUUGCUGCCUUUUCUCACACCUUGUGUCCUUUCCUCAGAUACUUGGCUAUUCGUGUUGAAUGUUGUUAUAUUGAACUAAACGUAUAUUCAUGCCUCCCUGUACAAGGUCUUCCUUGAAGGCAGCCAGACAUAAAGCUGGCGUUCUCUGUGAUAGUGUGCAGUCCAUUUCGGGCGAAAAUGACUUGAAACUCUGCAUUACAAAUUACUUCAAGGGAACAUCAGGGAAGUAUAGUCAGAAAUCUGGCCAGGCACCUCUUUAUACUGAUGAUGAGUGUGAGCAGGAAAAUAAGAUGGCAAAACUUCAAAAAGGAAAGAGAGCAAUCCUGUUAGAUUCAACUGAUGAUCAUGUUGAGGUUGUGGCUCCAAAGAGGGGAAAAGCUAUGAAUAAGGGGAAGCUGAAAAGGCCUAAACGUACAAGGAAGUUUGGCAAUUCAAGCCCUGGGGAAGUAAAUACUCAGUCAUUUGAAAUUGACAGUAUUAGCUCCCACUUCAGUGAGAGGAAAGAGUCCAGCAUGUCUCCAUCAAUUGGUAUUCCUUCCCCUCCUGCCCCUACCGACGACAUGUAUCAUUUUUGGACAGCUUUGCAAGCGCUCGGAGCAUAUCUAGCGGCAGCAGAAGGGGAUUUGUUAGAGGAUGAAACGGAAGAUGUCUUUGUGCUAUGUUAUUGUGCCAUGUUAUUGUACUAUGUUUGGAUAUUAGAUGUCAAGCGCUGUGGCCCUGGUCCAAGGUAGACAUUUUGUCUGCAGUCACCAUGUCAUUGCACUAUGUUAUUGCUUAUGUUUGGAUAUCAGAUAUCAUGAUGCAUGGUUGGAUAUUGGAUUUUCUAAAGCUGUUUACGCGCCAAUGUCAGCUGAAGUAGUACUCGUGGUCAUGAACUUACGUGUUUGCAGUAUUGAUAGACGUCUUUGUUGGUAGCUUUUAGUUCGUGGCUGAGUUCCUUGGUUUUGGAUAAGUGAUGGCACAUAUAGAUGAUACGAAAUGGUGGCAAAUCUUUAUGAUGGCUGUUUCAUGCUUUCAUCA
Messenger RNA from Coffea arabica (coffee), 1460 nucleotides. NCBI's taxonomy places the organism in Eukaryota, Viridiplantae, Streptophyta, Magnoliopsida, Gentianales, Rubiaceae. The record is from RefSeq and is a predicted model, not a curated record.